CAGUGCACUGCCUCUCAUACUCUUGCUGAUGUCCCUCAUCCAUGCUGGACUCACUCAAGAUUUAUCCAGAUCUACACUGACUGUGACACCAGACAGUCCUGUAUUCACUGGAGAGACAGUCAAUCUGACGUGUGUGAUUGAGUCUUACAGUAACUGGAGAUAUGAGUGGUAUAAAGGCAGCUACAGAGUAAUGUCACAGACGUCUGAGCGUUACACUGUAAACAGAGACACUCUCACUAUCAGAGGAGCUACUGAGUCUGAUCAGGAUCAGUACUGGUGUAGAGGACAGAGAGAUGAAAGACCAAAAUCUUCACACACAAGCUCUGCUGUUUAUCUCACUGUGAUGGAUUUACCCACAUCUACACUGACUGUGACACCAGACAGUCCUGUAUUCACUGGAGAGACAGUCAAUCUGAAGUGUGUGAUUGAGUCUUACAAUAACUGGAAAUGGAGAAAUGACAGGACAUAUGGCUGGACAUAUGACUGGACACCUGAGUGGAGAUAUGAGUGGUAUAAAGGCACAGACAGUGUAAUGUUACAGCCGUCUGAGCGUUACACUGUAAACAGAGACACUCUCACUAUCAGAGAAGCUACUGAGUCUGAUCAGGAUCUGUACUGGUGUAGAGGACAGAGAGAUGAAAAACCAAAAUCAUCACAAUCAAGCUCGGUUUCUCUCAAUGUGAUGGGUGAGAUAAAUAUUUUUGCCCUCAUAAACUUUCGCUAAUAUGAUCACAUACCUAGUUGAGAGACUGUAGUUCUGUUCAAAAUGCGUAUUAUACUAUCUUGUUUAUUGAACAUAACUUAGUAUAUACUGUUUUCUGCCUAAUACCUGUUAAUAG
This is a messenger RNA of Sinocyclocheilus rhinocerous, 839 nucleotides long. RefSeq lists its product as uncharacterized. Gene Ontology annotation, cellular component: external side of plasma membrane. NCBI's taxonomy places the organism in Eukaryota, Metazoa, Chordata, Actinopteri, Cypriniformes, Cyprinidae. The transcript is spliced from 4 exons. Gene Ontology annotation, biological process: cell surface receptor signaling pathway; immune response. Bases 29 to 724 code for a protein of 231 amino acids. The record is from RefSeq and is a predicted model, not a curated record. Gene Ontology annotation, molecular function: transmembrane signaling receptor activity.